Messenger RNA from Drosophila grimshawi, 799 nucleotides. RefSeq lists its product as uncharacterized. The record is from RefSeq and is a predicted model, not a curated record. The transcript has 2 exons. NCBI's taxonomy places the organism in Eukaryota, Metazoa, Arthropoda, Insecta, Diptera, Drosophilidae. The coding region runs from base 38 to 658 and encodes 206 amino acids.
UUUCAAAUCCAUUUUUUGUGACGUUCACAGCUCGAAAAUGGGAAAAAGGCGAGCUCGACGUCUCAAUCAGACUUGCAAGAGACCAAAUCUAGCUCAGGAAAACAUGGAGCCCGCACCUGAAGUGAAAGAUCUCCCCAAAGAGAUGAAUGUGUGCUUGGACGAGGAGCCAACAAACAUAGACGCUGCUGAUGAUGAUCAUGAUAAGACAAGAUUUAAUAAUUUAUUUAAUUCGGUAAAAGAAUUAAAGAAUACGUGUUUGAAAAUCAUAGAAAGCUUGGGGCAAGAAUUGGAAGAUGAACGCAAGAAGAAUGCGGAAUUGGAGAGUAUUAAUAAGCAACUUCGCGAAGACGAUAAGAGACCAACUCCAGCUCAGGAAAACAUGGAGCCCGAACCUGAAGUGGAAGAUCUCCUCAAAGAGAUGAAUGUGUGCUUGGACGAGGAGACAACAAACACAGACGCUGCUGAUGCAACGGAACUCAAUAAGAUGUCAACGAAUGAUAACCUUAAUUCGUUAAAGGAAUUAAACAAUGCGCAUAUCCAAACCAUAGAAAGCUUGGAGCAAAUAUUGAAAGAUGAACGCAAGAAGCAUGCGGAAUUGGAGAAUAUUAAUAAGCAACUUCGCGAAUACAAUAAUCGGGAAACCUGCUCAGUGUGUUAGUCCGAAACGAUCCGCUUUGGGGAUCACACACAUAUUAUGAUCUAAUCUGAAUCAUUUUAUUACUUUCAAUAUGUUUACAAUAAUAAACCGCCGAAUCGAGUUGAGAAUUCAAGCUCAAAUGAGUCGAGGUGUAAAGUCGAA